Nematolebias whitei (Rio pearlfish) is the source of this 1660-nucleotide messenger RNA. RefSeq names its product transmembrane protein 165 (gene tmem165). Gene Ontology annotation, molecular function: manganese ion transmembrane transporter activity; calcium ion transmembrane transporter activity. Gene Ontology annotation, biological process: Golgi calcium ion transport; Golgi calcium ion homeostasis; calcium ion transmembrane transport. The record is from RefSeq and is a predicted model, not a curated record. NCBI's taxonomy places the organism in Eukaryota, Metazoa, Chordata, Actinopteri, Cyprinodontiformes, Rivulidae. The transcript has 6 exons. The coding region runs from base 173 to 1096 and encodes 307 amino acids. Gene Ontology annotation, cellular component: Golgi apparatus.
GAGCGGAAGUCACGGUAGCUUCCUUGUUGAGUUGGCCCCGGCGGUUUGUUCUGUGACGUGUGUCAUCAAGAAGUCCGUCAAACUGUAUGUUUCGAUAUGAAGUUGUUCAGUUUUGUUUUUGGUGAGAUGAAGUGACAGACGGGGAAGAAAAUAAUUGUGUUGGGUCGCAAAAAUGCUCGUCUUGGUGGGAAGUGAAGGCGGACGGUUUCACGGAGCCGCGCUCCUGCUCGCCGCCGUUGGGUUGAUGUGGGUCGGAGUGUCUGCUGCUGUUCAAGAGGAGCACAGGUCGGUGCAAGAGCAACCCCCACAAGAGAAAGUUUCGACUCUCCACCCAGUGGGCCCAGCAGUUUCUCAAGAUGGCUCCAGCAAAACAAACCUGGGCUUCAUUCACGCGUUUGUGGCCUCUUUCUCCGUCAUCAUCGUGUCUGAGUUGGGAGACAAGACGUUUUUCAUCGCAGCCAUCAUGGCCAUGCGUUACAACCGCCUCACCGUGCUUCUUGGGGCCAUGCUGGCCUUGGGGAUCAUGACCUGUCUCUCAGUCCUGUUUGGCUACGCCACCACCAUCAUCCCUCGAAUCUACACCUACUACGUAUCCACUGCGCUGUUUGCCAUUUUUGGUCUGCGCAUGUUGAGAGAGGGGCUGAAGAUGAGUCCAGAUGAAGGCCAAGAAGAGCUCGAGGAGGUGCAAGCAGAGAUCAAGAAGAAAGAUGAAGAAUUGCAGCGGUCCAAGCUGGUUAAUGGUGCUCCAGAUGUGGAAGCUGGAACAGGAACUAGUCUUCCCCAGCCCAAGUGGCGCAGCUUGAUUUCACCCAUCUUCAUCCAAGCCUUCUCCCUCACCUUUUUGGCAGAAUGGGGGGAUCGCUCACAGCUGACCACCAUUAUUCUCGCUGCCCGGGAGGAUCCCUUCGGAGUGGCAGUGGGUGGCACGUUGGGACACUGUUUGUGUACAGGACUGGCUGUUGUAGGAGGAAGGAUGAUUGCUCAGAAAAUAUCUGUGAGAACAGUUACAAUCAUCGGAGGGAUCGUCUUUCUGGCAUUCGCCUUGUCUGCCCUGUUCAUCAAACCAGAAACUGGGUUUUUAAAUGGGGGAACAUAGACUGACUCUUUCAAGUAAUAAAGGUGUUUGUCUGAGUUGGUGUAAAGAGACCGUAGCUUUGACUCCAUUUGUCCAACAGAAAGUGUGACGGGCUCAACAGAUGUGGAGUCGCCUCUUUUGGACAAACCUUCUUUCACUCUGUGUCUUUACAUCAGCUUAGAAUUCAAUACAUUUCCCAAGAAUCCAAGCGUGUUGCUCAUAUUGAAGCCUGUGAGGGGUUGUGGACUAAGUGGAAAGGAAGCUGGACAGUCAUCACGAGGUGUGUGGAAAUCAAACAUUGGACUUGUUGAUCUAACGAUCCAGUGGCUCUAAAGCUGAACUUCACGCUGUGCUUUCCUCACCACCUCUGAAAGACACUUGGGGUAUGUGAUGCCACCUUACUCACUCUACAAACAUACUCUCAAUAUUUUCACACACACAACUUCUGUCUCUUGCUGAAUUGUGUGUUGGACUUUCAUUUGGGUAAAGAAGCAGAGCAAUAAUGGAAAAGCACCAUUUUCCUCCCUGUUAAAGUCAAAUGAACGUUUUAUUUGUAACGUGACUCCUGGAUUAUUGAAUAGACUG